This is a messenger RNA of Drosophila eugracilis, 1499 nucleotides long. It is a transcript of the gene Nprl2, whose product is annotated as GATOR complex protein NPRL2. The record is from RefSeq and is a predicted model, not a curated record. Gene Ontology annotation, biological process: cellular response to amino acid starvation; negative regulation of TORC1 signaling; positive regulation of autophagy. The transcript has 3 exons. Gene Ontology annotation, molecular function: GTPase activator activity. Gene Ontology annotation, cellular component: GATOR1 complex; vacuolar membrane. The coding region runs from base 146 to 1387 and encodes 413 amino acids. Lineage: Eukaryota; Metazoa; Arthropoda; Insecta; Diptera; Drosophilidae.
UUUGCAAGAGUCCCUCUGUUGUUUAGCAUAACAUUACAUUACAAAAAUUCCGCCACUGUUAUCGGUUGUGCCACCUGCAAAUUCGGUGCCUUUGGAGUCCAAGCUUAGGAUGCGGAUACGGUGAUACUGGAAACUAGCGGACAGCAUGCACUCCCACACAAACGAGUCAGCGGCGGCGUCGACGGCAACGGCGGGCGCGGUCACAAAUGGUGCUGUAGGAUCCGGUGGUGGUGCAGGCGGAACGCAUGGUAGCACGGAAGGCAAGAUUCGAUGCAUCUUUCUCAGCGAGUUCCAUGCAACGGCCGGCUGCAAGAUAAGCUGCCAGGUUCCCGAUAACUACAUAUCCAAGGAUGUGUUUGAUGCCAUAAACGUGUACAUUAUUCCCAAGCAGCAUCUUCAACGCUGCAUACUCACCGUCAAUGCAAUGGACGUUAAGAUUGUCGGCUAUCCGGUAGGCAUACAGGAUCAGCAGAAAUACGCCCGCAAUGCCUUCCUAUUCAAUCUGUGCUUUGUCUGCGAUUCGCGGGCUAGGAGCGUACAGUACGAGCCGGUUGUUAAGAAACUAUCCGAGUACCUCAUCAUGAUGGAGGAGGAGUCGUGCUUCCUGUCACGGGAAGACGACAAACGUCGCCUACAGAACAUCUUCGAGACGGUGCUGCGCGACCUUAACGAGCGCAAGGUGGCCACUAUUGUCGAAGGCGACAAUACUAUUUACCUGAAGAUCGUUAUGCACAAGCCGGAUCCUCCGCCGGUCAAGGAUCACAUGGUCCCUCUGCUGCUGGCCAAUCUGCGCGAUGCUCCAUUAGACAAUUGGGACCUGACCACGCAACAGAUCCUGCCUUAUAUAAACGGAAUCAAUCACGUUGCCCGGAUUGCAGCGGAAGCUGACGUGGAAACAGACCUAGUAAAGUCAUGCAUACAGAAUUUGGUUUACUAUGGCGUGGUCCAGCUGCUGCCCAUUCUCAAGUACAGCAACGUCUAUAUGACUCAAAACCUUAAGCAUCUCAUCCAAAGUGCGGCAUUGAGUGGCGCCUGCCGAAAAUAUGUGGCCCUGCGUCCGGAUAAGACGCUACCUAGUGUGCAGCGCAUCUUCCAGUUCUAUGCCUCGAUGACGCAUGGUGUCACCCUGCGAGCCAUUUGCCAGCGAUUGUGUCCACCGGAUCACAACAUCGAUGAACGGCGCAUGGUGAUCUUUGGGCUGCAGCACCGAUUUAUUCGAUGCAUCCAUAAAUACCCGGUGUUUACGGGUUCGGUGCCAUCCGGGCGGCAAAAGAUGUACACCGGCCUGAUCAGCUUCGACGAGAUCUGCUGCAAGACGGGCCUCUCGCCCUGCACCAUCGAGCGGGAUAUCGAAAAGGACACGAAUGUGACUGUGAUCUGGAAGUGACGACGGAUGAAAGGGCGGAGAUGACGCCGGGUUUGUUGUAGUUUGUAGGAAAAUAGUUUGUUAUGUUUCCAAUAGCUUUUUUAUAUACACAUAUAUACAAAUGAAAGGUUAA